AUGUUAAUGCUGGUGAUCUUUGGAGUGUUACUUCAUGAAGUCCCACUGAGUGGCCAAGAUGAGGCCCCUCCCGAGGAGGCUGUGGGCGAACCUCUGCAUGACUAUGCCGGUAUCCGCCUCCCAGAGGAGCACAUUCCCUUCUUUUUGCACAACAACAGGCAUAUUGCCACCCUCUGUAGGAAAGACUCACGGUGUCCUUUUAAGAAACACUUAGAAAAUCUGAAGUACUGCUGGGGGUAUGAGAAAUCCUGCAAACCAGGGUACAGAUUUGGUUACCCUGUAUGUAACUACGUUGACAUGGGAUGGACCGACACUCUUGAAUCAGCUCAGGACAUAUUCUGGAGGCAAGCUGACUUUGGGUAUGCUGGUGAGCGGCUGGAGGAAGUUCAUGAGCUCUGCCAGCCGGAGCAAACGGGUGACUCGGGCCUGUUGUGUUCCCGUUAUCUCCAGUAUUGCAGAGCAACCAACCUCUACUUGGAUUUAAGACACAUCAAGAGAAAUCACGACAGGUUUAAGGAAGAUUUCUUCCAGAGUGGUGAAAUUGGAGGGCACUGUAAACUUGAUGUUCAUACAUUGAUGUCUGAAGGUCAGCGUAAAAGUCCUUUGCAGUCUUGGUUUGCUGAGCUACAAAGCUAUACUCAGCUUAACUUCAGACCUAUAGAGGAUGGAAAAUGUGACAUUGUUAUUGAGAAGCCCACCUAUUUCAUGAAAUUUGAUGCAGGUGUAAACAUGUAUCACCACUUCUGUGACUUUCUGAAUCUUUAUAUUACUCAGCAUGUUAACAACUCAUUCAGUACAGACGUGUACAUCGUGAUGUGGGACACAAGUUCCUAUGGCUAUGGUGACCUGUUCUCCGACACAUGGAAAGCGUUUACUGAUUACGAUGUUGUACAUUUGAAGACUUACGAUUCCAAAAGGGUAUGUUUUAAAGAAGCUGUAUUUUCGCUACUCCCCCGCAUGAGAUAUGGGCUGUUCUAUAAUACCCCUCUGAUAUCGGGCUGUCAAAAUACUGGACUAUUUAGGGCUUUUUCCCAGCAUGUGUUAUACAGACUGAACAUCACACAAGAAGGACCCAAGGAUGGAAAAAUUCGAGUCACUAUUCUUGCACGGAGCACAGAAUACCGGAAAAUACUAAACCAAAAUGAGCUUGUAAAUGCACUGAAAACAGUGUCCGUAUUUGAAGUCCGGAUUGUGGAUUACAAGUAUAAGGAACUUGGGUUUUUAGAUCAGCUAAGGAUCACACACAACACGGACAUUUUUAUUGGAAUGCACGGAGCUGGUCUUACCCACUUGCUUUUCCUUCCGGACUGGGCUGCUGUAUUUGAGCUGUACAACUGUGAAGAUGAACGCUGUUACUUAGACUUGGCAAGACUGAGAGGCGUCCACUACGUCACUUGGCGAAAAAGGAACAAAGUGUUUCCUCAAGAUAAGGGCCACCAUCCAACUCUGGGGGAGCACCCGAAAUUUACCAACUACUCUUUCGAUGUAGAAGAAUUCAUGUACCUUGUCCUUCAAGCUGCAGACCACGUAUCACAACAUCCAAAGUGGCCAUUUAAGAAAAAACAUGAUGAGCUAUAA
This is a messenger RNA of Chrysochloris asiatica (Cape golden mole), 1578 nucleotides long. RefSeq names its product EGF domain-specific O-linked N-acetylglucosamine (GlcNAc) transferase (gene EOGT). Lineage: Eukaryota; Metazoa; Chordata; Mammalia; Afrosoricida; Chrysochloridae. The transcript has 15 exons. Gene Ontology annotation, molecular function: protein N-acetylglucosaminyltransferase activity. The coding region runs from base 1 to 1578 and encodes 525 amino acids. The record is from RefSeq and is a predicted model, not a curated record. Gene Ontology annotation, cellular component: endoplasmic reticulum lumen.